CCUUCCACAAAACUACAGUAUAUGACUUCAGAAGACUUGGAAUAUAAUCCAAGUUUGGACUACCUCUGUGGUGUUUUUAUAUUGUUUUUGUCUUUUGGGAUCUUGACAGUCGUGGUCAAUAUGAACUGUACAUAAUGAUGAACUGUUCCUUUAAGUGACGCAUGUGUGUUUGACAAGUGCUCGCACCAAUCAGUGUUGCGGAGGCGGAGCGCGUCGGACUCGCUCUACUUCCCUAGAUAGAGCAGAUCGGUGGAGACACACAACACAAGCGGGCGGUGCAAAACCCGAUUCCAUCAUCAUUAUUUCACUGGACCUGCAGAGACCAAGUGUCGCAAGCCAGCACCGGCCAUUGAUUGCACAUCACCACUGGCUUUAGCGUCGAGUACCAGAUCUGCUGGAGAUGGCAGGGAUAUUGGCGUGGUUCUGGAACGAGCGGUUCUGGCUUCCUCACAACGUAACCUGGGCUGACUUGAAAAAUACAGAUGAGUCAACCUUUCCUCAAGCCGAGGACCUGUAUCUGGCGUGUCCUUUAGCGUUCUGCGUGUUCAUGAUCCGGCUGAUCUUCGAGAGGUUUAUUGCCAAGCCAUGUGCUCUUGGUUUGAAAAUCCAGGCCAGUGGGCCACAGAAGGCUCAGCCCAAUGCCAUUCUGGAGAAGGUCUUCACUGCCAUCACCAAGCACCCUGAUGAGAAGAGGUUAGAGGGUUUGUCCAAGCAGCUGGACUGGGACGUCAGGACAAUCCAACGCUGGUUCAGGCAACGACGCAACCAGGAGAAACCCAGCACGCUGGCGCGCUUCUGCGAGAGCAUGUGGAGAUUCACAUUUUACCUGUAUAUAUUUACUUACGGUGUACGAUUCCUGAAAAAGACUCCGUGGCUGUGGAACACCAGAGAGUGCUGGUACAACUACCCCUAUCAGCCGUUGACGGCGGAUUUACAUUACUACUACAUACUGGAGCUCUCCUUCUACCUGUCUCUGCUCUUCACGCAGUUCACAGACAUCAGAAGAAAGGACUUCCUGCUCAUGUUCCUGCAUCAUGUGGCGACAAUCUCUCUGAUCACCUUCUCAUAUGUGAAUAACAUGGCUCGAGUGGGAACUCUUGUCAUGUGUCUGCACGAUGCAGCUGAUGUUCUACUAGAGGCUGCUAAAAUGGCCAACUACGCCAAGUGCCAGAGACUGUGCAACAUUCUGUUCGUCAUGUUUGCUCUGGUGUUCAUCAGUUGCAGAUUGGGAAUAUAUCCUGUAUGGAUUUUAAACAGCACUCUGUUUGAGAGCUGGGAGAUUGUGGGUCCGUAUCCAUCCUGGUGGGUGUUUAACCUGCUCCUCAUGCUGCUGCAGGCCCUGCACACCUUCUGGUCUUAUCUCAUAGUGCGCAUCGCCUGGAGGGCCAUUUCCAGAGGCAAGGUGUCAAAGGAUGACCGCAGUGACGUUGAGUUCAGCUCUGAUGAAGAUGAGGUUCGGCCUCCCCCUCAGAAACACCACACUAAUGGGACCAACGGGGCCCACGGCACAAACGGAUACAUGUCCUUGUCUCCCUGUCCAGAUGAACACUAACUGUCCAGCUCUGGACAUUUCACUGGGUCCCAGACUGCUGAUGGAACCUGCAUCACUCUGUUGUGUCAGAACAUGAACAUUGCUAGACUAGUUCUGGAAAUUCUCAAUAAUGUGACUGCGGUUCUGUUUCGGCUUUUUGUUUUCUCCAAUUUCCCCCCAGAUGUUUUUCCCUUUAUGUUUUGUUUGUUUGCUUUCGUUUUGUGGUUGUUUAUCAUGCAUUAUUGGUACUCAGUUAUCACAGCACCUUUUAGAUUCAAGUGCAGCUCACUGUUUGAUUUUUAGCACAGUGGUUCUCAACUGGUGGGUCUGUUCUGAUUGGGUUAACACAACAGGGAAAAAACAAUGCCAAAUGCAAAUAAUAAAAUGCAAUUAUCCAGAUAAUCAGACGUAUCAUACAGUACUUAGGAUGACAAAAUAAACAGGCUUAUAAACUAUUAAAAAGGUAGGGAAAAACACUCCCCAUAUCUUUUGUUGUUGACAGAAGAUUUUAGGCUGUGCUGCAAAUUCAUCUACAUAUCUUUUGGCAGGAUGCAUGACAUGCCCUCUCCUUACGACAAAAAGCACUGUGCUGGUGCCAUGGUACAGUGAUCGUAUCAGAUAGUGAUACUAGAGUUCUUUAGUAUUACUGAAAUGCAUGUAUCGUGGUAUUUACAUGGUACUCUAAUAUAGAGAUAGACCGAUAUAUCGGUUUUACUGAUUAAUCAGUGCCAGUUGUUGCUAUCAGAUAUUGCAAAAAAUGUAUGGCGAUAGUUUUUUACAUUUUUUAUGUGUUCCUCUGUGGCCGGUGCUGGAGAAUUCUACUGUUAGACCGUAUUGGUAUUUACAGUAUAACAGCAGCUUAUAAAGGUGAAGUAAAAACGAUCACUGACAUUGAAUCACUAAAAUCUUUCAUCAUUGACAAUAUUCAUCCAUAUUUUUAUAUCUUAUUUUUGAUAUUUUUAUAUCAUAUUUCCAUAUCUUGUGAAUUAUAAUAAAAACCUCAUCUGAUGAUGACAUAUAUAUAUAUAUAUAUAUAUAUAUACACUGGCGGUCAAAAGUUUGGAAUAAUGUACAGAUUUUGCUGUUUCGGAAGGAAAUUGGUACUUUAAUUCAUCAAAGUGGCAUUCAACUGAUCAAAAAGUAUAAUCAGGACAUUAUUGAUAUAAAAAACAGCACCAUCACUAUUUGAAAAAAGUCAGUUUUGAUCAAAUCUAGACAGGUCCCAUUUCCAGCAGCCAUCACUCCAACACCUUAUCCUUGAGUAAUCAUGCUAAAUUGCUAAUUUGGUACUAGAAAAUCACUUGCCAUUAUAUCAAACACAGUUGAAAGCUAUUUGGUUCAUUAAAUGAAGCCUUAACAUUGUCUUUGUGUUUGUUUUUGAGUUGCCACAGUAUGCAAUAGACUGGCAUGUCUUAAGGUCAAUAUUAGGUCAAAAAUGGCAAAAAAGAAACAGCUUUCUCUAGAAACUCAUCAGUCAAUCAUUGUUUUGAGGAAUGAAGGCUCAAUGCUUGAAAUUGCCCAAAAACGGAAUAUUUCAUACAAAGGUGUACACUACAGUCUUCAAAGACAAAGGACAACUGACUCUAACAAGGACAGAAAGAGAUGUGGAAGUCCAGAUGUACAACUAAACAAGAGGAUAAGUACAUCAGAGUCUCUAGUUUGAGAAAUAGACGCCUCACAUGUCCUCAGCUGACAGCUUCAUUGACAUUUUUUUUCAAAUUGUAAUAGUAAUUUUUCACAUUAUUAAUGUCCUGACUAUACAUUGUGAUCAGUUGAAUGCCACUUUGGUGAAUAAAAGUACCAAUUUCUUUCCAUAAGAGCAAAAUCUGUACAUUAUUCCAAACUUUUGGCCGCCAGUGUGUGUGUAUAUAUGUAUUAGGGCUUUCAGUCGAUUAAAAUAUUUAAUCAAAUUAAUUACAUGACAUGCCGAUUAAUUAAUAAAAUUAAUCCCAUAUAUCAAUAGUUGCAGAAAAGGGCCCCCAAAUAAAGAUAAUUCAAUAUUUAAUAAUCAAAAUGUGCCUGAUUAUGAAUAUAAUUUAUAAUAAAAUACAAUAAUAUACAUUUAUAAAAAUAUAAAAUAAUUUAAAGACAUUAGAUUAUUGUGGCAGACGAGUAAAGCACUGAUUAAAGUAAAUAAUACAAAAAGUGUCGUUAGAAAUCGAUCAGAGGUGGGUAGAGUAGCCAAAAACUGUACUCAAGUAAAAGUACAAUUACUUAAUAAAAGUACUAACAUAAAUAAUUACCUGAGUAAGAGUAAGAAAGUAUCCAAUUAAAAGAGUACUCAAGUAGUGAGUAACUCGUUACUUUCACAAAUGAUAUAAUGGGCGUUAACUUCCUACAUUCCAUUACAUAAUACACAUUUAACAUGUAUUACAGAAUUAUUAUUUUUAUUAUUAUUAUUAAUGAAAAUUCUGUCAUCAUUCACAAUCAUUUUUUUCCAAACCCGUAUGACUUUCUUUCUUCCAUGCAACACAAUAAGGAGAUUUUAGACAGAAUGUUUGCCUGAGUCACCAUUUACUUUCAGUGAAUAUGUUUUUUUUCCUCUGUAUUUUGAAAGUGAAUGAUGACUGAGACUGUCAGUCCCUAACAUUCUGUCUAACAUCUUUUGGGUUCCACAGAAUAUAGAAGGUCACACAGGUUUGGAACAAAAUGAGGAUAGGGAAAUGAUGACAGAAUAUUAAAUUAUGGCUGAACUAUCACUUUAAAAGGAUAGUUCACCCAAAAAUGAAAAUUCUCUCAUCAUUUACUCACCCUCAUGCCAUCCCAGAUGUGUAUGACUUCCUUUCUUCUGCAGAACACAAAUUAUGAUUUUUAGAAUAAUAUUUCAGCUCUGUAGGUCAGUACAAUGCAAGUGAAUGGGUGCCAACAUUUUGGUGGAGGUGCCGCACUCCAUUGGUAGGGCAAUUCAUUUUUACGGUGGCAUGACUUUGGGGGCAAUUUGACCUUUAGGGUGGGCAUAAUGUUCUCUUUUCACCUGACUGGGGGGUUGGUGGGUGGAGGGGUUAACAUGGAAAAUCUAGGGGGGCAAUGCCCCUCCUAGCCCGCCCUUAAACCUGGCCACGUACUGUAGUACCAUAGUGCUUUAAGUGUCAUCUUUGAAAAUAAUGAACAAAAUGAUGUAAGGUAAAAGAAGGUAUGACCUUGACUACAUUAAUGAUUAAAUAUGGUACGGUGGUGGUCGUGACUUGAUGUCCAAGGUAAAAUCUGGGACCUGAAACAAAACCAGUUGAGAACCACUGUUUUUAAAGCAGUUUUUUCUUUCAUAAUCAUAUAGGCGAGCUGAUGUGUUCAUUAUGGGAACAGUAGUUUUCUCGCAUUUGUGUCUUGUAUUUAUUUAUUUUUUCCAACUGUCAGGGUCCCAGAGCCGGUGCCCAAUCUAGUAUCAUUCCACGUGUUUUUAUCGAAGAAAUGUUUCUCUACAUUUCAAACGAUGUGGUAUGUUGCAACAUGCAUUUACUUGACCAACCCGAUAUUAAUUCAAACUUAAAAUAAGUUCUUAAAAUGCAAAAGUUAUCCUAGUAAACAAAAGACCACGAUGUACUUUUCUUAUGGGCAGAGCUUAUGUAGGCCACAUCCACACUAAUAAAUUUUUGGUUAAAAACUA
Molecule: messenger RNA, 5135 nt
Organism: Myxocyprinus asiaticus (Chinese sucker)
Lineage: Eukaryota; Metazoa; Chordata; Actinopteri; Cypriniformes; Catostomidae
Product: ceramide synthase 6-like
Exons: 10
Coding region: 401-1552 (383 amino acids)
Biological process (GO): ceramide biosynthetic process
Cellular component (GO): membrane
Molecular function (GO): DNA binding; sphingosine N-acyltransferase activity
Source: RefSeq, a predicted model, not a curated record